Molecule: messenger RNA, 3064 nt
Organism: Clarias gariepinus (North African catfish)
Lineage: Eukaryota; Metazoa; Chordata; Actinopteri; Siluriformes; Clariidae
Exons: 2
Coding region: 89-706 (205 amino acids)
Source: RefSeq, a predicted model, not a curated record
CCCUGCUUGGUCGGAUCGGUGCUGCUCUGUGUCCCGGUUUCAUUUUACAGAAGCUGCUGAAGAAUCCUCUGGAUCAUCAGAGCUGACGAUGCUGUCCGAGCUGCACCACACAGACCAGCUGAAAGAUGCUGGGUUCGGUCGGCCUCCACCCCGACAUGGCCUCCAUCUGCUCCACUGGUUCUGUACAGAGUGCCUCGAUUUUAAUAAUAACACGAUGGUUCCACGCUGUAGUCCUGAGGACGGGGAUUUCGGGUUUCACCUGUUUAAGAAUGAACCUGACCAAAACAAUAUUAAACUGCUGCCGCAUAUAAACUUCCCGUACUACGUGGUGGGGAAUCUGAACAAAGACGGAGCAGAAGAUCUGCCCUAUGACGUCCGGCAAGCUAAUGCUGGUCACCAUGACGACAGCAAUAAGGACCGCAUCAUAGUCAGCCUUAUAAACGACUGCUUUGAUAAAGUUUACAUCACUGAACACAUAAACGAGAGGGACUAUGACCCCAACGAAACCUACUUAAUAAAAAAGAAACUGAUUAAAUACAUCAGAAGUAAGACCAGGGCGGAGUUCUUGGACCAGAUGGGCAUCACAGCCCCUGAAGUGAGAAUCAACAUGGAACUGGCUCCUGCUCCAGAGAGGAAUGAACGGAACAAUACUGCACAAAACCCACCGCAGAGCAAAGGAUUCUGGGAGUAUUGUACAAUCCUGUAAACAAUUCUCCCAGUGAGGGUUUAAUCCUGAAACUACACACAUUCACCCCUCAGACCUACUGUAGACAUGCCCCAGACAUUCAGACCUCAACUACAUACUGAAGCAUUAAACUUACACCAGAGGUGUGAACUAAACACCGGUGGUUUUAAUGAUCGGAGCGUGUAGUUUAAAAACCCCACACAAUCAGCUGCAGAACCCGAAUCUGACCAGAAGCAGCUCUCCUCUUCCCUCCGACUCGAUGGUGGACGGGGUGUGGCCUUCAGCCAUCUCAUAGAACUCUCUGUAAAUCACCAAUGCUCCAAUCAAAAGCCAGGAAGUUAGUUUUUGUGUGUAAUUCCUCUAUUUCCUGACAUUGUACCCGAGACGUCACAGUCCAGGAAUAUGAGAAAUAUGUGAGAAACAUUUGAGAUUCCGACUCUGUUUUUAUAUCAUCAUCUGUCGUGAAGCCUCACACAAACACAUUUUAUAUACAUGUAUAUAUAUACCUUUCUCUUUCUGAUGUUGUCCUGAGGGUGUACUAACCUUUGCACUCCUCACCGUGCAGUAAACAGAGACAAUGCGUCAGUGUUUGCAGUAAACACACGUGUGUUUCCGUAAGUCUUUCUGUAGCUACAGGGAUAAAACCCUCUCAUCUGUAACUCCCAGUUAAAGUGUGAGUUUAACCCCUGAGGAGGUCAUCCAGUCAUAUUUACUCUCAUCAGCUUUAGUGGAAAUGAAGGUAAAAUAACAUCUGUUAUACUCAACACAUCUAAUAAAUCAUUGGUCAUGUACACGUUUUACAGCAGAUUUUUAUAGCUUUUAAAAAAGAUUGAUUAUGGAUUAAAUGGAGUUAGAGUUUUAUCUUGUUCAUGUUUAAGGUUUAAGGUUCUGUUCAUUAUAUAAGCUGUUUGGUGUCUCUAUGUUCAUAUCUGAAAUAAUGAGUGAAGGGCUAUAAUGUCUUACAAAUACUUACACUUUAAUUGUGCACAUUUUAAAUUAGACUAUCUAUAUAAAUAAAAGAAAUGCCUUUUAAUGAUGUCUUCGUUUCAUACAUUGGAGGACCUGAAACCAGACUCAGAAAAUAUUCUGUCUGUCCGUCCAGUCAGAUUCUGUCUCAGCGUCACACAAAACUGUCCGUCUAGACGUUACUGAAUCUCCUGCAGUCCUUAGAUCUCUGUCUGAAGUUUAAUCUGCACCAUCAGUGAAUCUAAAUGUGGAGUAAAAGUGAUGUUAUGAACAGUUAUGUGUGGGAUUUAAUAAUCUACUGUAAAAUAAUCUACUAAUGCGCUACUGUCUCAAUGUAAACAAACACCUGCACCAAUAGAUAUUAAUUAGAAAAGAUAAAGUGAAUAUUUUCUUUCUAUUAGGACAACUUAGUGUAAACAAGGCGUAAGAUACUCAACCUUACAGAAUGGGAUUUCUUUGUAUUAAUAAGUUAGACAGAGAGUUCUGCUGUACAGAGAGACACACAGACAUGUACGUGGGCUUCAGCCUCAAAUAAUAAUAAUAAUAAUAAUAAUAUCACUGAUUAUAUUAAAGAUCGGCAGAUUAUUAUAAUUUUUUUGGAUUUUUUUCCCCGUCACUAGGGGGCUCCCACAUUAAGGCUACUACUACCACUCAGUCGAGAGGGCUGAAGACUAUGAGGUGUUUUCUCCGAAACCUCAAAGACUGAUUAGCUGUAGAGCCGUGAUUAAUGUGGAAGCACUAAGUACCUCUGAGAGAGCUCGGACAAUCAGCUCUCUCUAGGUUGGCUGCGAGAGGUUACAGCAUCACUUCACCACUUUGCCACUCGAAGGCCCAGCAGAUUAUUACUAACACUAGUGUGUGUGUGUGUAUCCAAAGGACUCAAAUAUUAAAUUUACCCAAAUAUCCCCCAUAAUAAAUAAUGAAAACUCAGAUAAAAAAAAAAUUACCAGCACUUUACUUUUAAAAAGAAUUGUGAUUGGUGUUAGACGAUAGAAGGAGGACUACUGUGUAGGAUGAAUUUAGCACACACACACACUAAUGGAAUCAUCGCUCUCUGACAAUCCUACAGUGCCCGUGAGAGAGAAGAACCAUUGGCUUAGGUGUGAUCAUGUGACGCUUGGAAGACAAAGCGCAUGCACACUACUUGUAUAUGAAGACCUCGCUCGUUUACCAAGUUAAAAUGUAUUUAAAAAUGUAGCGUGUGUUGCAAAAUACUCGCAGGUUACUCACAAUCCAAGGUUCCACAGUACUUGCAACUUAAAUGUCAGAACUUCAGACUGACUGUCUUAUUUUUUCUGAUUCCAAAAUAAUGUUAUUUCAAUUUAAAUAUUUUUACUUAAAGAUGAUGUUACACAUGUUAAAUUGUAUAUUUAUAGAGACGUUGAAAUUAAAGCUGACAUGAACAUGGAAACA